Molecule: messenger RNA, 456 nt
Organism: Adineta ricciae
Lineage: Eukaryota; Metazoa; Rotifera; Eurotatoria; Adinetida; Adinetidae
Source: the annotation of a GenBank genome assembly
AUGUCUUUUUCACCAGUAACAAUCAGUGUUGGUAUAUGGGAUUCAUCCCAAGGAUAUCCGCCAAAUAGAUGCUGGAAAAGCACAGGUAAAUCCAUUGUNUAUAGUCAAACCGAUAUUCGCUCAAAAUUCAUCAAACUAGAUAAGCCAACUGACGAAACUCAACCAAGACUUCCCAUUCCACCAACUGUUGUUCAUUUACGUCGUGCGAAAGGCAAAGUUGUGCAAGAUUGCGAUGUCUAUAUUGCACGUGCUUGUAACAUGGGAGGCUGGAAUCUUCCGCAAAAAAAAUUUAGAAAACAUAUCGAAUCGAAUGAAAAUAAUCUUCUCAAUGAUCUUCAUGAGCUCGAGGGAAAACGAUUAGGGUGUUGGUGUAAACCGAAACCAUGCCAUGGUGACAUUCUUUGUGAACUAUUCAAACGAGAGAUUCAACAAUUGGCAAAAAAUAUCUCGGAAUAA